UGUUGUUAUGAAGGAACGUCAACGUGCGGGAGGACGGAGUGAAUCCCGUUACUGUCCAGCAUGAUGUGAAAAACAACCAAAUACUUUUAAACAUCUGCAGCCAUGGAGUUAAAAUGGGAUGAUGCUCCUGUCCCUAGUCCGGUUGUGUUCUCUAGAGAUGUGUUUGACAAGUUUACUCUUGCGCCCACUAUCCAGGAACUGUAUGCAUUUUUACAAAGUCCUGAUGUAAAAGAUGAAGAGACCAGCGAGAAAAAGCCAGAUGGACCCUCAUUAGAACCAAAGUGUGAGAAAGAAGUUUCAGAGCCCAGCACCAGUAAAAGCAAUGAAUCAGUUGAGCCCAUCUCUGACCGCACACAAUCUCAAGCUGAUGUUAAACUCAACCUUGUAAAGUCUAAUGAGAGUAAGCCUUUCCCUGAACCCAUGAUGCCCUACCCUUGCUUUUCCGCCCUAAACGUAAAGGACCGAAGGGCAUAUCUGGGCAUACUCAAGAAUAAGAUGUAUCAUACAGCUUCAAAGAAUUUGCUGUGUGAGCGUGUGAGGAAUGAGGUGGCAGAUUUUAUGAAGUACUUGCAAGAUGUUUCGAGAGCAUGUGCUAAUGGGUACAACUAUAUGCCCUUGGGUGGCACUCGUUAUUCUGAGGAAUAUUUCACAGCCUGUUUGGAACUUAUGAAGAGCUACCCUCAGGUUUACAGCAUACAAGAAAUUACCGGCUUGACAGGAGGAAAGAUUAUAUGUGACAUCUCUCUCAACUUUGAGAAACAACUUCUUGCAAUGGGUAAAAUAGACAUGAUAGAGAAAAAAAUGAUGCCUGAAAACACCAAGCUUGCUGUUGACUAUGAGACCAUUUCAUCUGUUAUUCCACCAGCUAAGAAAGCUAGCUCUUUACACGCUGCUGUCAGCAGUGACAGUAAUGCAGAAAAACUCAGCGCUACAUACGAGCCACAUGUGUGUUUAUCCAAAGAGGCUUUAAUACGGCUCAUGAACAAUGACUCCAAGUUCAGCGAAGCAUGGGAGCUGCCUGUUUGUGUCAAAAUUAAUCCUAACAGAGGCAACAGUCAGAGCAAGACCGCAUACAUAGAUCCUCCUCUGCUGAUGACCGAGAUGAGCUGGAGAGAGAGAAGUUUGUUGUUUCAUGAAGAGAGUGUGAAAUUGGCACUCAAGAGGACAGUCUCUCGACCCAUAUUUUUCCUCACAUCAGAAGACCUCUCUAAUGAAAUGGACCUACCACCUAUGGAGCAAAGCUCCAGAAAUGUUGUUGCGUUUGAUGAUGCUGGCAUGGAUUUUGAGGUGGAUUUAACAGACCUAGAGUCAUUUGGGGAGUCCUGCAAGCCCAUAAAGAAGGUGAAAGAACAGAAUGAACCAAAAACAGCCUGUACAAAUGCAGCUGAAGCUCCUCCUCAACUUACUUCAAGCCCCAAGAAACUAACAAAUUCUCAAAAUCCAACAAAAGGCAACUCGACUUCCAAAGACAAUCCUGAAGAACCCCAUGAUUCUACAGUGACUGAAAUCCAGGGAGAAUCCUACUUGUCUUUGACUGAUGGAGAAAACGGUGUGCUGGAUGAAAGUGCUGUUUCAGAGGAAGAACUUGUGAAGGGAAGUUCAGAAGAGAAGAUAGGAGUGCUGCCCUCUGUUCAAUGCCCCCCUGCCAAGCGACCAAGAAGAAUGACUACAGAAGACAAGUUAGAUCACAAAUCGGAUUCUGAUGAGGACCGACUGGUUAUAGAUCACAUUGGCACCCCGCAGAGACCCCAAACCCAGAAGGCUGAACCAUCUCUUGAAGUGUCUUCUCCCAACGUACCAGACCCAGCCACAACAAACCCUUUGGACAAAGGAACAAAGAAAGGUGUCAAAAGGCAAAGAAUUUCCGGGGAGUGUGAUCAGCUUGGGCAGAUUUUGCAAAUGCAGGAUGCCAUGUUGAAACCCACUCCGAGCAAGAACCAAGAGCUGCUGAAACCGCAGGUCCCAGAAGACAGACCUACAGAACACAGAACGCACUCGCUGGUCAAACCGUGUGUCGCUUCAUACCUGGAGUCCAAAGAGGGUCUGGGCGAGGACGUCACAAUGUCGACCCCAGUUGUGCUUCUAGCCACUCAGAAAAAACGUCUUCUGAAGAAGGAACUUCAGGCGAGUGCAGAGGAUGAAUUGGACUAUGAUCCUCCAGCAGAGGGCAGCGUUCUUUACAAACUCUACAGUCUGCAGGACAUUCUAUUUAUGGUGCGGAGCAGUGUUCACAUCGCCCACCCGAGACAUGACAGAGAAACCUUCAGGGCUGUUCCAGUACAUGUCUUAACCAAGCUGGAGUAUCAGCUGUGCUACGGAGCCGAGAGUCUGACCCACACAGAGGCCUGUCAGCUGUGGGCCGAGAAACUUCUCCACUCCAGUACCGUGUCUUAUAUAAGUCGCAUUAAUGCACAUACUUCAGAAGUGGCUCAGAUCCAGGAGCUGCAAAAUGACUGGAUUCAGAACAUCACCUGUGACUUCAAGCCAGCUAGAUGUUUAAACAACCUCUACCACUUACUGAAGAAAGUCUCAACGUUACAGGAAGGACGAUACCUGCUGGUCCACAAACCACAAGAGGGAUUUGUGACCAUCUUCAAAGCUAGUGAUGGAGACAAGCCGGCUCGCAGUCUCUACCACCUGCAGAACGUGCACUGUGGACCCCCUGUUGUGUCAACAGGUGUGCCCUGGGUUCCCUUGGACCCCUUGCAUGUGUUGCCAUUCCACCAGAAACACAACAGACCACCCUGCACCUUCCCUCCACGCCCACCCCCUCAGGCAAAAGAUGGGAAAGGGCCACAGCAAGGCCCGGGAACAAAAACUGUCAUCAGACCACCAAAAGAAACCAGCCCAGCAGGAGCAGCUAAUCAGAAUCAAGCACCGAAGAAGAAAAGGAACCGACAGAAAAAGAGAAAGAAAUGGAUGGAGAAGAUGAGGGCCAAGCUGAUGAACGACUUGAAAAAAAGCCAAACCAACGAAAGUGAAAGGACCUCAUCUUGAUGUGUGGACUUGAAUUGUAAAGAACUUAUACAUUGCUGUUUGUACAACUUUCAUUGAUACAUGGAGAAAUGUUUUGUGUAAUUACCCUAUUUGGUACAUUUCUGAAGCACUUAUUAUUACCGGUAAUGUUAUACUAACACAAUAAAAACACUUCAAGCUUGUGAAUGACAAGCAAGGCCAAGAUUUUUUGGUAUAUUUGGAAAGAAUCUUUGCCAGAAUUAAAGCAGGGUAAAGUUUAAAAAUCGUGUUCUUUUUCCAAUUGUUUUUCCAUUAGUUGAACAAAAAUGUUUUAUAAUAUUUGAACCUCUCCAUCAGAUGCCAUUUUUAACUGCAGGCACAAUAUUUUGUAGGAUAUCAUGUUUUCAAACUACGAUGCCUUCAAAUCCUGACGAGUUAAAGCCAGCUUAGUUUAUAGGAUGUUCUGCAAAGGCAGCAUUAGUCAGGUUUCAAAAAUAGCCUACAUCGACCAAUACUUGUUAGCACAUCCAUUGUUUUUAUUGGAUAUAUUGUUACAAUGUAUGCACCACAUCCUGAAAUUCAUUCAUUUCAAAUGAGAAUCCAUGGGCAGAUGUUUCCCAUCUCCAUUUUGUUCUGAGGUUAAAUAAAC
Xyrauchen texanus (razorback sucker) is the source of this 3604-nucleotide messenger RNA. It is a transcript of the gene ice2, whose product is annotated as interactor of little elongator complex ELL subunit 2. Gene Ontology annotation, cellular component: transcription elongation factor complex. NCBI's taxonomy places the organism in Eukaryota, Metazoa, Chordata, Actinopteri, Cypriniformes, Catostomidae. The record is from RefSeq and is a predicted model, not a curated record. The transcript is spliced from 15 exons. Bases 103 to 2997 code for a protein of 964 amino acids. Gene Ontology annotation, biological process: snRNA transcription by RNA polymerase III; positive regulation of transcription by RNA polymerase III; snRNA transcription by RNA polymerase II.